AUGUCCUUUGAGAUCAAUUGGGAUACAAUCUCUACUGAUGAAUCUCUUAGGAGCGCAUUGAAAGACCUCCUUAAUGAAAGACUUUCCUCGAUCAACCUGCCCAAGUAUAUGGAUAAUCUUCAGGUAGUCGAGGUUGAUUUGGGAAACGUUUCUCCAGAGUUGGCAAUCAGAGAUAUCGACCACCCAUUUGCCGAAUUUUAUGGUCAAGAAGAUGACAACUCUGCUGAUUCAAGCCAAGGUGGUAGUGGUGGUAUUCAUCCUACCAGGGUUCGCUCCGGUAAGUUUAAUGGGACCUCUUUUGAUGCUGAAGGAAGUGCCAUCACUGCUCCCCAUAUUCCUGGAAUCUCCGCUCCUCCAAUCAGUAGGAGUCCCUCACCAUCUCUUGUUGGCUACAACCCUCAUCUGUCAUCCCCCAUUCCAAGAGGAUCGACCGCUGGACUUCUGAUUCCUAGACCCAGUUCGCCGUAUUUCCAAGGCUUGCAUAAUGGUGUUGGUAUAGGAGCCUUUGGAAUGAAGGAAAAUGAUACGUUGAGCCAUAAUGAUACUGAAGCUUUUGCUCCCGUUCCUAUGGAGCCUAAUUUGAGUAUUGAUGGUGUUCAAGAGGACACGCCCGCCUCGACGAAUACCUCUGUGAAGCCUGAAACCUUGAAUAAUUCUGAUAAUAGUGGACUGCCUCGUGGAAAAAACGAUUUUCAGUUGACACUGGAUCUUCAAUGGACUUCAAAGAUCUACAUUGAGGUCACCUGUAACUUAGUAGUGAACUAUCCAUCGCCUGGAUUCAUUACGCUUCCUGUAAGACUUAAAAUCAGUGAUCUAUUGAUACAUUCGUUAGCUGUGUGCGCUUACUUAGAUCACAGAGUAUUUAUAUCGUUUUUAUGCGACUUGGAUGAUGACGAGUCUUCUUCAAAUAGAGAGGAAUCUAGACAAGAUUCCAGAAAAUCUUCUAUCGGUGAUCCUACCGGUGGUGGAUUUCUCAAUUCUGAUACUUUCCAUUCGGGAAGUGGGGACAGAAUAGAUAUGAUAAAGGAUCUUAAGAUUGAAGGAGAAUUAGGAGACUAUGAAGAUUCUUCUGAAGGUUUUGACCGAUCAAAAACUACGUCGACAAGCUCAAAUUCUACUAAUUUAGAAUCUCCUCUUAAGCAAUCAUACUAUUCUUCUAAACCUAUUCGACGAGAAAGGCAGUCUCUUCAACAGCUAGGAACUACAAUGACUACCAGCGAUAGCGGCACAGUAGCAGAGACAUCUGGAAAUGGAUCUGUGCUUCGAAAUAUAGGUAAAAUUGAGAAGUUCCUGGUAUCUGCAUUGAGAAAGGUGCUAAUAAACGAACUGGCAUGGCCUAGUUGGAUAGAAUUAGAUCUAAGAGAAGAUGAAGAGACAUCCGAUUAA
This is a messenger RNA of Brettanomyces nanus, 1386 nucleotides long. RefSeq lists its product as uncharacterized. Gene Ontology annotation, biological process: phospholipid transport; mitochondrion organization. Gene Ontology annotation, cellular component: ERMES complex. The coding region runs from base 1 to 1386 and encodes 461 amino acids. Lineage: Eukaryota; Fungi; Ascomycota; Pichiomycetes; Pichiales; Pichiaceae. The record is from RefSeq and is a predicted model, not a curated record. Gene Ontology annotation, molecular function: lipid binding. The transcript has a single exon.